AUGCAUGUAUAUCUAUCUGCCGGCUAAUGCCUAAUGGGUCCGGCCAGAUCCAGUUCUACCAUCAGCACCCCAGCGGAGCCGGCAGUUAGCAGCCUAUAUUUACACCACACUCAAAGUGCAUAUGGUGAACAGCCAGCCGGAAAGGAAGGGAAAGGGGCCGGGUCUGUGGCUGCGCUUGCGUCGGUGUCGAGUGAUGAGCUUUUGCAGGCCGCAUAUAAAGCCGGCUGCAUGGCACAACACUUCCCCACUUGCACUGUUGCAACUUCUAUUUGAAAGCCACAAAGUUCUUACUGUUCAGUUUUACCGGAAUUUUAUGUGUUUCUUUUUCUUGUAAUCGAGAAGUAACGUUUCGCUAUGAGAAUGUUGGCUACCAGUUUCCAGUUGAUCUGCUCGGCGGUGUUCUUUCUCUGCCUGGGCGUUGUCCUCGCCUCGCCUACCGUCAGAAGGUCAGCCGUCGAUGAGCUGAUUGGUCAGCUGACACCCAUUCACCCUCGUUGCGAGAGUGACGGGGAAGUAGAGUCAAGCGAUCCCUGCCAGCCGUACUGCGUCUGCUCCAAGGGCAAGCUCAUCUGCGCCCAGAUUACUUGUACCGAUGACUUCGACCUGGACGAUCCCAAGGCCAAGUGCGAGAAGGUCCACGUCCGCGGACGCUGCUGCCACAAUUACCUAUGCGUACACGAAGACGGCACCGGUACAAUGAUGUAUCCGCUGCCCAUUGUCAGCGCACCAGAUGAGCUGUACGAAAUCAAACGGCGAUGACAAGGAGGAUGACCUUUCCGUCGAGCCCACCUUGUAUCCUGUAUACACAGCACACCAUCACACAAUCCCACACACGUAUACAACACACCCACUUCCCCUUCAGCGUAUUGUGUUCAACGAUCUCGUCAUAACGGAAUUAGACUAUUUAUUUAAAUUCUUUUGAAAUGGCUUUCUUCUCUUUCUCUCGCGCGGCUUUUUAUUUGUAGCACCAGUAUGAAAUACUGGCUAAUUGCUAUGCUUGUACACGUGGUUGGUUGUUAGCUGUCAUACAGCUUCUGUAGAACUGUGUAGUAUAACUCUGACGCAAUAGCUUGGCUUUGAUUUAAAUGUAAUUAUUUCAGCGGAAAUGGUUUUGGUCGUAAAGAGGUUUCCAGUUGGCGCACCUUUUUAUUAAAUAACCGCGA
Messenger RNA from Paramacrobiotus metropolitanus, 1163 nucleotides. RefSeq lists its product as uncharacterized. The record is from RefSeq and is a predicted model, not a curated record. The transcript has 3 exons. The coding region runs from base 355 to 759 and encodes 134 amino acids. Lineage: Eukaryota; Metazoa; Tardigrada; Eutardigrada; Parachela; Macrobiotidae.